AUCCACCUUCCGUUCCUACGGCUCACUCCGUUCGCCUCCGUCGCUCUCGGUGGAUUAGAAUGCCCAAUAAUAUAAAUGGAUUACCUUGAUCGAUCAGCAAACGGAUUGGGCGCCAUUCCAAUUGGUUAUUAGUUUAAAACUAAAACGAGCAUGAGAACAGACUAUUUAGUGUUUGCUGGCGUAAUGUUGCUUAUAAAUGUGAAUGUAACAAAUUAAUUGAGUCAUUUUUAGUCUGUUCGUUUCAUGUAGUAACCAUGAAGUUUGUCAAACAGCCACAAUCAUUAAAUGUGAAUACAGUUUGUAUUGAGCCUCGAAAUACUGGUUCUCGUCAUGGAGACCUACUACCCAACUCUGUACGUUGCAUUAUUUGCGGGCCUUCCAAUUCUGGGAAAACUAAUUUGUUAAUAGGUCUUCUCAUACAUGAGAAUGGAUUAAGAUUUCAAAAUGUUUAUGUUUAUUCGAAAACUCUGCAUCAACCCAAAUACAUUUUUUUAGAACAAGUUUUGCAACGAGUUCCUGGUGUAUCAUUCCAGAAAUAUCAUGGUAAUGAGGAAGUACUGAGUGUCCAGGAGGCAAAACCUAAUUCUGUGAUCAUAUUUGAUGAUGUUGCUUGCGAAAACCAAAACAAUAUGCGUGAUUACUUUGCGAUGGGAAGACAUAAAUGUAUUGAUUGUUUUUAUCUUAACCAAACAUAUACUAAAAUUCCUAAACAGUUAGUUCGGGACAAUGCUAACUUAAUUAUACUUUUUAAACAAGAUGAAAUUAAUUUGAAACAUAUUUAUGAAGAACAUGUCAACACUGAUAUGUCAUGGAGCGAAUUCCGUGAAAUGUGUUCAAAAAUAUGGAGUGAACCUUUCAAUUAUAUAGUCAUUAAUAAGGAUUGUUCCAAAAAUAAAGGAUGUUACAGAAAUAAAUUUGACACUUUUGUAAUCUUUGAUUAAGAUCAUAAAUAUUUAAGUAUCUUACCACAGAAAUAUUAUUAUUCGUUAAACAACGCUUAACCUAUCAAGAUAUAAAAAUGGAAAAAACAUUAAAAAAACAAAUUGUUGAUGCUGCAGAAGCUGUUAAGAAAAAAAUACGAAAGAUGAAAGACAUUGAGAUUGAUAAUAAUCAGACACUGGAGUCAAUGUUCAAGCCUGUAACAGAACCUCUCAACCUAAUUGCAAAUGCAAGCCAGCAACCGCCUCGUUUAUAUGCUACGGGAAAUGAAGAAGCAGAUAUUUCAUUUAUUGAUUCAGCUUCUCAGAAAGAAAACCUGAGUAAAGUCGACGGUGACUAUGAAUCCGACAAGGACAGUGAUUGUUCGUUUCAAUCAUUGGUUGAAAAUAAACAGGGUGAUACAUCAUCUUGGUCAAUAACCUCAGAAGCACUUGCCGGGGUCCCAUAUGGUGUCAGAGUGGUGGAUGGGAACUUGAUGCUAGGUUCAGCUCGCAUAACAAUCAGCGAUGAAUAUAUUAAUGUGUCUGGUCACAAAUAUCAAAAUACACCUGGUUUAAAACAGUUGUUGCUAAAGAAAGAUGUAGAUUUAAGUUUGGUAACCGACAGGGAUAUGCAACAUUAUAAGUCAAUGCUACUCGAUACAAAUGCUCAUCGACGAGACUAUGAUUCCGGUAAACCAAUAAAAAGUAAUAAGGGGCAGAAAUAUUUACAAGUUAUUAAGCCACUUUUUAAACUACAAAGUACCAUCCAAGACAGUAUUCCGAAGGGAAAAGGACUGUCAUUGACAAAAAUGUGGAAAAAGAACACAGAUUUUGUAUAUUGGGAUGAUCCAAAUGAACUAGUGGAUAGGUUAAAAUUACUGAUAGCUUCUCGAGAUGCUGGUAACACUGGAGUUAACAAUGAAAUUAUAUCUAUCAUUGAAGAAUUGCGUGAAAAUAAAAUAAUAAAUAAAUGAUUUUAAAAAAUGUAUUCAUUUUAUUGUUAACCUUUCAUCAAUAUACACCUAAAUAUGAACGUAGACAAAUUUGGACAUCACGUUCAUAAAAGAUUACGUUUAACAGAGUUACUUGACUUUAAUGAGAACGCCCUGUGCAAGUCAGAAACGGGAGACUAUGAUUUAAAAACAAUUAGAUUGAAAGGAAUAAGAUCUCCUGUAGAAGGAGACGAAGCUGUGAACAAGGAUUAUGUAGAUCGAAUGAAUGCUCAGACAGUACAAGAAUUCAAUAGACUGAUUUCUUCAUUACGUUCUCAAAUUAUAAUAGAUGGGCAAAAUGCAGUUAAGUCUUAUUUAAAAACAAAGUCAUCAGACGUUUUGACUCAUUUCGAAGACAAGUUUUAUACUAAAGCAGAGGUAGAUAAGUUAAUUAAAAAUUUCCCUAAUGGCAAAACAGCAAAUAGUUAAUGAAAUACAUAAAGCCGCACGAAGAAAUUUCCUGAGGCGUUCAGUUAUUUUAAAAGGAAUCGAUGAUUUGUGGCAAGCCGAUCUGAUGGACAUGCAAAACUUGAAAAAGUAUAAUAAAAGUUACAAUUAUGUGCUAGUGGUUAUUGAUUGCUUCUCAAAGUAUGCUUGGGCGGAACCAUUGAAAUCAAAAAAUAAACAAGAUGUUACUCAUGCAUUUGAAAGGAUAUUGAUUGAUAGUAAUCGCAGACCUGUUAAUUUACAAACGGAUAUGGGGACCGAGUUUUAUAACAAUACGUUUCAGAAUCUUAUGAAGACGAACAAUAUUAACCAUUACUCAACGUUUUCAACCAAAAAAGCUUCGAUUGUUGAAAGACUAAUAAGAACUAUUAAAAACAAGUUAUAUAAAUCUUUUAGCUAUAACGGAAACUACAAAUGGUUAGGACAACCGUUAGAAGUAAUAUUGAAGACAUAUAAUAAUACAAAGCAUCAGACUAUUAAAUAUAAACCAGCUGAAGUAAAUAAAUAUAAUGAACACGAUAUAAAAGAAAAUAUUAACAGAACAUUAAAGAAAAUAUCUUCUCUCCAUACAAAGAAACCUAAGUUUAAAGUAGGCGAUUAUGUACGCAUCAGUAAAUACAAACACAAUUUCGAGAAAGGUUACACCCCCAAUUGGUCAACUGAAUUAUUUACUAUUAAAAAGAUUAAUAAAACCAUACCAGUAACAUACCACAUAGAAGAUCAGCGAAAAAAAAUAAUAUUGGGGGCAUUUUAUGAGCAAGAACUUCAGAAAUCUAAUUAUUCUGAUGUUUAUUUGAUAGAAAAAGUUUUAAAAAGAAGAGGACGUAAACUGUUCGUGAAGUGGUUAGGUCUGAAUGAUGAAGAAAACAGUUGGAUUGAUAAAGCUGCAAUAAUGAGUUAAAAUAUAUAAAUAAUACAGAUGUAAUAUUUGUAUCAGUACACUUAAAGUAAUGCAAGGUGGUGGACUAGUAAAUAACAUAAUUAAUAAUCUACCGUUCGAAGUUCAUUUGCCCGGAUACAAUUAUUGCGGACCAGGAACUAAACUUCAAAAACGAUUGUUGCGAGGUGAUCGAGGCGUGAAUAAGCUAGACGAAGCUUGUAUGCACCACGACAUUGCUUACGCAAAUCAUACAGAUCUAUCCCAUCGUCACAAAGCUGACUUACAAUUACUCAACAUGGCUAAACAAAGACUUAAAUCAAAAGAUGCGGGAAAAGGUGAAAAGUUAAGCUCAUGGCUAGUGAGCAAGGUUAUGAAAGCAAAACUGAAGUCUGGUUCCGGUGUAAAAACAUUUAGAAGCUUGGUUUCAAAAAUUAGAUCAAAAAUUAAAAAAAUGAAACCCAAGAAUAGUAAAACUUUGAUUAAAGUUGCUUAUUUAGCAGCAAAAAAAAUGUUUCCAGGAAUUAAUCGAAUUCGAGUACCGCGAGUAAUACCUUUGCCAAAGACUGGAGGGGUUUUGCCUCUAAUCCCUAUUUUCGCUGGUUUAUCAGCUUUAGGAACUUUAGCUGGUGGUGCCGCUGGUAUUGCAAAAACUGUGAAUGAUUACAAAGCAGCUCAGCAAAAUUUACGAGAAACAGAACGACACAAUAAGGUUAUGGAAGGCUUAGUGGUGGGCAAGGGUUUAUACAUUAAACCGUACAAAAAUGGCAAAGGUUUGUUUAUAAAACCAUCAAAAAACUAAAAAGUAUGCUACCCAAUCGUCCUCUGACUAAUGUAGAUAUUCAAAAGUAUGCAAAAGACAUCCCAUAUUUCCGGGGAAUCUACAUGAAGGAUCAGUUACCAAGGAAGCCGAAAAAAAUUGAAUGCGCUAUCGUAAACUUAGACGAUUCUAAGAACGAAGGAACUCAUUGGGUAGCUUAUGUUAAAUUAUACAAGCAUUGUGAAUAUUUUGAUAGCUAUGGAGAUUUAAAACCUCCAACAGAAUUAAUGCGAUAUUUUAAGAAUUGUAAUGUUUAUUAUAACUACACAAGAUAUCAAAGAUUCAAUGCAGUAAAUUGUGGUCACUUAUGUUUAGAGUAUUUGAUGACUUUUUGGAAUAAAAAAAUAUAAAAUGUAUGUUUUUCUUUAAUUUUAAUCAUUUCCACAAUGUCACUCACUUUGUCAAUAACUGGAAAUUCGUCAAAUUUAUCUACAUACUAUCCAAAUACGUUGCAACUAGAUGGAGCUUAUGAGUGCGCCUUAUUGCAUUUUUCAACAUUUAAUUCUAUUCCCAACAUUGACAAAACGAAUAACAAGUUCUACUACGGUUCCAACGAAGUUAUUGAAAUACCGGAAGGUACAUAUGAAUUGCAAGAUAUCAGUGAUUAUUUAAAAUCUGAAAUUAAGGAUGCAACAAUAAAACUACUGUGCAAUAAUAAUACGUUAAAAACUACUAUUUUCUGUACAAAAGACAUUGAUUUUAGCAAAGAAAGCUCUUUCAGAAGACUGUUAGGAUUUAAUAAGCAGAUUUUAAAAGGUAAUAAAUGGCAUGUAUCACAGUUUCCAGUCAACAUUUUACCUACGACUGUGAUCAGGGUUGAAUGUGAUAUUGUAAGCGGCUCGUUUAUAAACGGUGAACCAAGUCACAUUAUUCACGAAUUUGCACUCAACGUGCCACCUGGAUAUAGGAUCAUAGAAAUACCGAAGAACGCAAUAUACUUUCCGAUAAAUCAAAAUAAUAUAAGCUGUAUUCAUAUUAGGCUAUUAGACAUAAGGAAUCGCUUAAUAAAUUUACGUGGUGAAGAAGUGCAGCUGUAUUUGCAUCUUAGACGAAAAAAUGAUUGACUACAAUAAAUAUGUACCUCAACAAGUUAAAAAUAUCAGUUCUACUCGAGCUACUCACCAUACAAGACCACGCUCUAAGAAGAAAAUAAAAUUAACUAAAGAUAAUAAGGCAUUCCUUAAAGCAAUCGGAUUACUAAAAUGAAUAUAUUAGACGUUUUAUCCACUCCGACUUACGACACUGCAAUAGAAGGAAUUGAAUUUCAUUCUUACAAACCCUACGUAACAAGUUUUAAUAGAAAUGAUGAAAUACGUAUACCUAUCAAUCAACAGGACCUGUACAUAUUACCAUCAGCUAGCACUUUAUAUUUGGAAGGAACCGUUAUAGUUAGCAAGAAGGAUACGAAAGACAAAGCUACUAGUGUCCAUUUCACCAACAAUGCUCUACUUUACUUAUUUCAAGAUAUUAGGUAUGAGCUAAAUGGAGUAGAGAUAGAUAAAAUAAAAAAUGCUGGUAUAACUACAACCAUAAAAUCGUUAAUAUCAAUGAAUGAGGGCGAAUCAAAGAUGUCUAACGCCUGGGGUUGGAAUAUCGAUGGAAUAAAAAAUAAUCAUGGAGGAAGUUUUUCUGCUUCUAUCCCACUUCGCAAUAUCCUCGGUUUCGCUGAAGAUUUUAAAAAAGUCAUCAUAAAUAGUAGACACGAACUGGUACUGUUACGAAGUAACACUAAUUUGAACGCUGUAAAACUUAGCACCGGCGAAGUAGUGGAUGACGUUCACAUCAACAAAAUCAUAUGGCGCGUACCACAUGUUAAAGUAUCAGAUAAAGAAAAAAUUUCUUUGCUAAAACUGUUAGAAAAAGAUCGUCCGCUUCAGAUGAUUUACAGAAAUUGGGAUCUCUACGAAUAUCCAGCUUUACCUAAAACUACAAAGCAUACGUGGUCUAUCAAAACUGCAUCUCAAAUUGAAAAACCAAGAUACGUCAUUAUAGGCUUACAGACAAAUAGGAAAAAUAGUGCAAGUUCUGACAUGUCUCAAUUCGAUCACUGCAAUGUUCGUGACGUAAAAGUGUACCUAAAUUCAACUUAUUUUCCAUAUGAAAGUCUUAAUGUGAACUUCGCUAAUAACAGAAUUGCAUUAUUAUAUGAGCAAUACGUCAGAUUUCAACAGUCGUAUUACGGACGCCGUCCAGAACCCUUGUUAAGUGAGAAACAGUUUAAAGAUUUAGCACCGCUGUUUGUAGUCGAUUGCUCUAGACAAGCAGAUAAUCUAAAGGCGAGUCCUGUCGUAGAUGUAAGAGUAGAAAUUGAGAGUGAUUCGGAACUACCAGAUCAAACUGCAGCUUAUUGUCUCAUUCUGAAUGACUGCAUUGUUGAAUACAAGCCAUUAAGUAACAUCGUAAAGAAGAUAUCAUGAACGCAGAUACCAUCAUAGUUGAUCUCCAAGGAUUUAAAGAUAAUCAAAAUAAUUUUAUCGUGAAGGAAGUGGCCAUUGUAAGUCAGGAACUUACCCAAACAUUCUUAGUAAAACCACCAUAUCCGUUUCAUUAUUUGUCUAAAGAAGAAAAGAAGCAAGUGAGAUGGAUAGAAAGAAAUCGAGGAAUUUACUGGAGUGAGGGCUACAUCGAUUAUAAAGAAUUUCAACGCAUCGUAGUAUUAUAUCUCGAGAAUAAGAAAAUAAUGACCAAGGGUUUGGAAAAAAUACAGUGGAUUCAAGAAUUAUGCACGAACUGUAAAGUGAUUGAUCUUGGUGAAAAGGGAUGUCCUAAUCUUUCAACAUUAAAAAGAAUGUUUUUAAAAAAUAAAAGAGACUUUAACUGUGUGCAUCAUAGAAUUAACUGUGCAUUAAAUAAUGCUGUGUGUAUAAGAAAAUGGUAUUUUGAUAAUAACAUGUCUGUGUUUAAUUUAUUCAGCAAAAAGUUUGGAAAUGAUGAAGUGGAUUGUUAAUAAUGUGUCAUAAAAUACCAUUAUACAUACUUAUAUUAUGAAAAACAUUCGUUUCAUGUUCAUUCCUGUCUAUUGCACUUACACGUGUCUGGUGCUAAAUAUGACACCACACAGGUGCACUCGUAUAAAGAAUACAGGUUUAAACUUGUUAAAACAUGACAUUGAUUCAAAGCAUACGAGUCUUUAUUGAGUACUGUUACAUUAAACUAUUUCACUUCCUUCGUCAUUGCGCUGUCCGUUGUCGAAGUGGUAACAUCUCAUCAAAAAAUAAAACAUUAUCAUCAAUAAUGUGUGAUUCUCCUGACAUUCGUUUCUCACAAUACGCUCAAGGUUUUCCUACUCCAAGUUUGAGCUGGCAUACACCAGAGCCACAACCUCGUGCGAGUAAGAAGCCUAGAGUGAGACGUCAAAAGCAAAAGCAGACUCCAGUGUACCAAUCGUUCGUCAUCAACAAUGAGAAGAAAAAAGGAGUACGGCUCAUUCAAGUACAAGUGUUGGACAUUAAUGAACAACAAAAACCUGCAACCCCUGACGGAGAAGUGCUAGUGAUGAGUGCGCAAUACGUUGUGACUGAGCCUGUGGACUAUAUAAUGGACGAGACACAGGCAUUAAUAAAUAAAAUAUCCAAAAAACUUUGUGAAGACUAUAGUUAUAAGUUAUAAGUUAAGUAUGAUUAUUUGUAGAUAUGUAUGUAAAUAUGUUGCAUGUGAAUAAUAUAGGUAGAUUUUAGUUAUUAACUUUAGGAUAUUUAUAUUAUUUUGUCUACACACAUCACAUGUUUAAUUGUAAUCUUUAUAUAUAUGUAAGGAAACUUUGUGAAAACUAUAGUUAUAAUUAAGUAUGAUUAUUUGUAUGUAUGUAAAUAUGUUGCAUGUGAAUAAUAUAGGUAGAUUUUAGUUAUUAACAUUAGGAUAUUUCUAUUAUUUUGUCUACACAUCACAUGUUUAAUUGUAAUCAUUAUAUUAAAUAUAUAAGGAAAUCACAUUUUAAUCUAAGUUUAUAAAAAUAAUUGUACCUAGCCAUAAUUAGCUGUGUAGUAGUAUUGUAGUUGAUUCUGGUAAUAUUAUAUUUGCGCAGUUAUAAAGUUAAUUUUAUAGUAAUGUUGUAAAAAUAUAUAAUGUUUAAACUUUAUCUAGAAUAGUUUGUAGUUUAUCAAUGUACAUAUAAUAUUAUAAGUUACUGUUAUAUAUUUAAAUAAACAGGAUAAAUUUUAAAUUUA
Molecule: messenger RNA, 8222 nt
Organism: Helicoverpa zea (corn earworm)
Lineage: Eukaryota; Metazoa; Arthropoda; Insecta; Lepidoptera; Noctuidae
Exons: 2
Coding region: 5259-6473 (404 amino acids)
Source: RefSeq, a predicted model, not a curated record